AUGGCCAAGCCUCCCGGUGGUGAACAUUCCCUGGCUAGCCAAGAUCGCAAGCUGUGGAUAAAGCUUUGGGCGUUGAAUACUCCACCAAAGGUUCGAAAUUUUGUAUCGCAAGUUUGUUCCGACGAUAUCCUUCCAACUAGAGCCAAUCUUCUCCGUCGUAAAAUCCAAGUUGAUCCGAUAUGCACCUUCUGUGGCCAGCAUGAUGAAACGACAGUCCAUAUUCUAUGGGAGUGCCCCCUAGCACGGAACGUUUGGGCUCUGGUCAGAGGUAAGUUGCAGAAAUGUAGUGCUGAUGCUUCGAACUUCUACCUCCUGGUUCGUCACCUAGUUGAUCGACUUGAUAGUAAGGAACUAGAAACUUGGGCAAUGCUUUCUUGGGCUUUGUGGAAUGCGAGGAACAGAUAUCACUUUGAGAGCUUACAUUCCCACCCCACUGCAAUCCUUCAGGGAGCCACAUCCUUGCUGGAUGAUUACCAACGACUAUCUGUGCGUCUCCCCAACCGAUGA
Messenger RNA from Quercus lobata, 507 nucleotides. RefSeq lists its product as uncharacterized. NCBI's taxonomy places the organism in Eukaryota, Viridiplantae, Streptophyta, Magnoliopsida, Fagales, Fagaceae. The record is from RefSeq and is a predicted model, not a curated record. The coding region runs from base 1 to 507 and encodes 168 amino acids. The transcript has a single exon.